CAGCACAGUUUGGAUCCUAGAUGAUAUAGGACAGAAGAAAAGGAAGUAUUCUUGACUUGCAUUCUGGUCUUGGGAGUGUGGGUCUCUCUCUGAGUAAGUGGAGGGAAAGUAGGACAAACCUGCAGUUCCAGGAGAAUGGAAAAAAUGCUACAGGUAUUGGUGCUUGUGAAGGCUUUCGUCAGCUGCAGUGCCCUCCUGGAUCUGUCUGGCCUCCACCAGAUCAAUGGGACAUGGAAGGGAUCCACCACUUUACCUUGUACCUAUGUGCCUUCAGAAGGUUUCACGCAGCAAACGCUCAUCUGGAGCAUGGAGCGAGACUAUAGCACCUCCACCAUCUUUCGGAGAGAUAACUCUGGUGACCAUGUCUUGUUGUCUCAGUUCAGAGACCGUGUCACUGUCCCAAAGAACAGCUCAGGGGAUGUCACACUUCAAAUCAAGAACCUUGAAAUCCCUGAUAGUGGACGCUAUACCUGUCAAGUCAUCUGGAGUUCUGAAAAUAACAGCUUGGUAACAAAGGAGGUGACCACUACAGUUAAAGUUGUCAAAGUUGCAGUGACUAAGCCCAUCAUCAGGGCUGGUGAGCUGGGACUGAUAGUCCCAGCAGGAGCCAGGACCAGCUUGACCUGCGUGGCCAGCGGAUCCCCACCCAUCAGCUACCGCUGGUUCCUCGGAGAGCCGGGAGGAAAAGCUCAGCAUCUGAGCAGUCAGGCUGAACUCACAUUUGAGAGUCUGCAACCCUCCGACUCAGGGAAAUACUACUGUGAAGCAGAGAACAGGGUUGGGAGAGGUGUUCCCCAGCAGAGUGAUGCUGUAGAGCUGAUGGUGAGAGAUCUGCCCAGAACAACAGUGGUUUUUGACAGUGAUGUGGGAACCUCAGAGAGAUACCACACAACCACAGAUCUGCCCGCAGCAACGGCAGCCUCCGGGAACGAUGCUGUUUCAGCAAGGCCUCCCAUUGCCGCAGGGCUGCAGCGGGACAGCCUGCCACUGUACCUCAUCAUCCUGGUGGCCGGGCUCUGCGUGGCCACGCUCGUCUCCAUCGCUGUGGCCAUCGCGUGCCGAGGGAAGCCGAGGGACGGUGAGCAGAGCAACAUGCAGAACCCCUCUAUGAAGUUGCAUUGUGAGCACAAUUUUUCAUCUGUGAUGUUGAGAAGACUUUGAGGGAUUCAGUACUGGCAUCUGUUUCAGAAAAACCUCUUUUCUCACUGAAUAAUCAAAGAUUUCCUUGACUCUCUGGGGGGAGGAUCUGAAAACUUUGACAGUGUAUUUGAUUAGCAGCAUGAGGAUAUUAACAUUUAAAUGCAGAAGAUAGUAAGAGAGGGUCUAUCUUUUAAUACAUUUGAAUGAGAGGAAGAUAUUUUGGGUCCCUCGCUCUGUCUUGCAGAUGCCAUAGGAAAGCUGUUCUCUGUAGUAAGCUUCCAACAUUAUUUCACAAAGCAGAGAAUACAAAUUCUCAUUUCUUCCCUCAAGAUAAGUUCCUCACUUAAGAAACAUACCCCAGUGGUUAUCCAAAUAUGUUAUUUCAUGCAAUUCCUGUUUGCUUCUACCUAUAAGAACGUAUUUCCCGCCCCAUCUUAACCUUACCCUCUCGU
This is a messenger RNA of Rhea pennata, 1592 nucleotides long. Its product is annotated as V-set and immunoglobulin domain-containing protein 4-like. Gene Ontology annotation, molecular function: complement component C3b binding. The transcript is spliced from 7 exons. Lineage: Eukaryota; Metazoa; Chordata; Aves; Rheiformes; Rheidae. The coding region runs from base 136 to 1161 and encodes 341 amino acids. The record is from RefSeq and is a predicted model, not a curated record. Gene Ontology annotation, biological process: negative regulation of T cell proliferation; negative regulation of macrophage activation; negative regulation of interleukin-2 production.